AUGUCGUCGACUGCUCUUCCCAAGCGCGUUGCGCUGCACCGCAACCCCACUACCGACUCGUCGAUGCCCUCCUCGGUCUCGGGCUCGCCCUUCGACAGCCCCCGCCAGUCGCCCUCAUCGACGUCGCUGUCCUCCAUGGCCUCGGAGCAGGAGGUUCGGACCAAGAUGCUUGAUACGUAUGGCAACGAGUUCAAGAUCCCCGACUUCACCAUCAAGCAGAUUCGUGAUGCCAUCCCCGCCCACUGCUUCCACCGCUCCGCCGUCACCAGCUUGUACUAUGUCUUCCGUGACAUGGCGAUCCUGGCCUCCGUCUUCUACCUCUUCCACAACUAUGUCACCCCGGAGACUGUUCCCUUCAUGCCUGCUCGCGUGGCCCUGUGGACGCUGUACACCGUUGUCCAGGGUCUCGUCGGUACUGGUGUCUGGGUGUUGGCCCACGAGUGCGGUCACCAGGCCUUCUCGCCCUCCAAGGUUCUGAACGACACCGUCGGCUGGAUCUGCCACUCCCUUCUGCUGGUCCCUUACUUCUCGUGGAAGAUCUCCCACGGUAAGCACCACAAGGCCACUGGUAACAUUGCCCGCGACAUGGUCUUCGUCCCCAAGACCCGCAGUGACUAUUCCACUCGCAUUGGCAAGACCAUCUACGAGCUCAGCGAGCUCGUCGAGGAGACUCCCAUUGCGACUGCCACCCACAUGAUUGGCCAGCAGCUCUUUGGCUGGCUGCUGUACCUGAUCACCAACGUGACUGGCCACAACAACCACGAGAAGCAGCCCGAGGGCCGCGGCAAGGGCAAGAAGAACGGCUUGGGUGGUGGUGUCAACCACUUCGACCCCUCUAGCCCCCUGUACGAGGCCAAGGAUGCCAAGCUGAUUGCCCUGAGUGACCUUGGUCUCAUCCUCACCGGCUCUCUUCUGUACUAUAUCGGCUCCACCUAUGGCUGGUUGAACCUGCUCGUGUGGUACGGUAUCCCGUACCUCUGGGUCAACCACUGGCUCGUUGCCAUCACCUACCUGCAGCACACCGACCCCUCCCUCCCUCACUACGAGCCCGAGGUGUGGAACUUUGCCCGCGGCGCCGCUGCCACCAUUGACCGUGACUUUGGCUUUGUCGGCCGCCACAUCUUCCACGGCAUCAUCGAGACUCACGUCCUGCACCACUAUGUCAGCAACAUCCCCUUCUACAACGCCGACGAGGCCAGCGAGGCCAUCAAGGCUGUUAUGGGCGAGCACUACCGCACUGAGGCCCACACCGGCUCGUUCGGCUUCUUCAAGGCCAUGUGGACCUCUGCCCGUGCUUGCCAGUGGGUUGAGCCCACCGAAGGCGCCCAGGGCGAGAGCAAGGGCGUUCUCUUCUACCGCAACCACAACGGCAUUGGUGUUUCCCCCACCAAGCUUGUUGCCGAAUAG
Molecule: messenger RNA, 1407 nt
Organism: Penicillium daleae
Lineage: Eukaryota; Fungi; Ascomycota; Eurotiomycetes; Eurotiales; Aspergillaceae
Product: oleate delta-12 desaturase odeA
Exons: 2
Coding region: 1-1407 (468 amino acids)
Biological process (GO): lipid metabolic process
Molecular function (GO): oxidoreductase activity
Source: RefSeq, a predicted model, not a curated record